Messenger RNA from Calidris pugnax (ruff), 1328 nucleotides. Its product is annotated as deoxyribonuclease-1-like 2. Gene Ontology annotation, biological process: DNA catabolic process. Lineage: Eukaryota; Metazoa; Chordata; Aves; Charadriiformes; Scolopacidae. Gene Ontology annotation, molecular function: DNA nuclease activity. The record is from RefSeq and is a predicted model, not a curated record. The transcript has 7 exons. Gene Ontology annotation, cellular component: nucleus.
UGCCAGCUCCAUAGGUUGCUCCAGGCAGCGCCCACCACGGUACACUGUUGCCCACCAGGGCUUGGGAAGGACUGACUUGGAGGUUUUUUUGCUCUAUCCCCAAAUCCAAAGCAGUUUUCCAGGUUCGGCUCUCAUUGCUGCAUCCCUGAGGCUCAGCAUCCCUCCCGCCAGGAUGGGGACCGUGGUGCUCGCACUGUCCCUGUUUACCAUCACUCUCCUGUGCCCGGCCACCGCCACACUGCGCAUCGGUGCCUUCAACAUCCAGUCGUUUGGUGACACCAAGAUGGCCAACGAGAGAGUGGCGGGCAUCAUCGUCAACAUCCUGAGCCGCUACGACCUUGUGCUGGUGCAGGAGGUGCGUGACUCCGACCUCAGCGCCGUCACCGAGCUCAUGGAGCAGCUCAACAGCGCGUCCUCGUCCUCGUAUGACUACGAGAUCAGUGGCCCCCUGGGACGGGACAACUACAAGGAGAUGUACCUCUUCAUCUACAGGACAGACACCGUGUCCGUUGUGGACACCUACCAAUAUAAGGACCCCCAGGACGUCUUCAGCCGGGAGCCAUUCAUCCUGAGGGUCUCAGUGCCCCGCACCAGUAAGCAGGAGGGAUGGGUGGCCCCAGGCGGUGGCAUGGGGUGGCCAUGGGGCUGAUGUCUCUCUUCCUUGGCAGAAGUGGAGGAGUUUGUGCUGGUGCCGCUGCACUCUGCCCCGCACGAUGCCGUCGCCGAGAUCGACGCGCUCUACGACGUCUACCUGGCCAUCAUCAACAAGUGGGGGACUGAUAACAUCAUGUUUUUGGGGGACUUCAAUGCCGACUGCAGCUACGUCCAGCCAAACGACUGGUCCUCCAUCCGCCUGCGCACCAGCGACGUCUUCAAGUGGCUGAUCCCCGACGGCACCGACACCACCGUGGGGAGGUCAGACUGUGCCUACGACAGGAUCGUGGUGUGCGGUACCAAGCUGAAGAAGAGCAUCGUGCCAAAUUCGGCUGGCGUCUACAAUUUCCAGCGAGCUUUCCAGCUGGAGGAGGAGGAGGCCCUGGCAGUCAGCGACCACUACCCGGUGGAGGUGAAGCUGACGGCUUGAGCUCCUCCUGCGGCCACAGACCACGAUCCAGAUCCAGCUCCCACCACCAACCCCCAUGAAGGUCCUCCCCGCAGCCCCAUCCAUGAGCUCCAUGCGUGGGCUGCUCCGGGUCCUGGUCUGGAGAAGGGUCACCAGCUGUCCCCAGACCCCCCCUCAGCCCACCACGAACCGCAGCCCAUGGACAGGCCACCAGCCAGGAAGCGGUGACCGCAGACAAGCUGAGGAACGAAGCAUCCAUCUCCUA